Messenger RNA from Felis catus (domestic cat), 1331 nucleotides. RefSeq names its product double homeobox A (gene DUXA). The transcript is spliced from 6 exons. The record is from RefSeq and is a predicted model, not a curated record. NCBI's taxonomy places the organism in Eukaryota, Metazoa, Chordata, Mammalia, Carnivora, Felidae. Gene Ontology annotation, molecular function: DNA binding. The coding region runs from base 21 to 551 and encodes 176 amino acids.
GACCUCAGGACUCCACCAACAUGGCUCAAGAUAAUUCUCCAAACAAGACCACACCAGUGAAUCACAGACGCAGCCGCACCAAAUUCACACAAGAUCAAUUGAAAAUCCUCAUCAAAGCAUUUGAUAAAAACCCUUACCCAGGUUAUGCUACCAAACAAAAACUUGCUUUAGAAGUCAAUACUGAAGAGUCUCGAAUCCAGAUUUGGUUUCAGAAUCGAAGAGCUAGGCACCAGAAGAAAUCAGAACCCGAUGAGGACUUAGAAUCAAGCCAAGACCAAGAUCACCUUGAAGAGGAGAUUCAAAGUAGAGAAGACAGACGGAGUCGUACCAACUAUACAUCCUUGCAAUUACACGCCCUCAUUGAGGCAUUUUCGAACAAUCCUUAUCCUGGCUUUGAUUCCAGAGAGCAACUUGCUAAAGAAAUUGGUGUUCCCGAGUCAAGAGUCCAAAUUUGGUUUCAAAAUCGGAGAUCCAGAUUCCAUGUCCAGAGAAAAAGAGAACCUGAUGAUGGAGACUUAGAACAGGGACAAGACCAGGAACAGGAUCUCUGAGAUGAGGGAGUUCAAGGCAUAGAAGCUACACAAAAUGGCCCCAGUCUUUCUAUCAGCUGUCUUAUUUCUCCAGAGCCAGAGCAAGAUAGAGACAUUCAGUGUAUUUGAUAUCUUCAGUCUGGGCUCUACAUUUCUCUCACUUGUCUUGGAAACAUGUUUUCCUAAAUAUACCUCAGCUUUGCCAGAGCUGAACCUGCCGGAGACACUCAACAGGACUUUAGGAGGCGGAGACAGACACAUGGUGCCACACCCUACCAACUGAUCCUGGAUCCAGAGUUCAGCGGAUCUUGAGGACAACGAGAAUAAACUUAUUAAUAUCAUUUUUCAAGCAUCGUAGUCAUUGUGAUUUUUAAGAAAGAUUUUGUUUUUAAGUAAUCUCUACACUCAACAUGGGGCUUGAACUCACAACUCCGAGAUCAAGAGUCGCACGCUCCACUAAUGGAACCAGCUGGGCGUCCCAGUUGUGCUUUUUAAUAAGAGACAUUUACUUUGUCUUCAUCCCCCUUCCCAGCACAGAGCUUCUGAAACUUCUGGAGUUUCCUGUGAUGACAGAAAUUAGAGGAUUGGCAUUUUCAAUCCUCCUGAACCUCUAAGAAGGAGAGAGGGGAUGAAAGUUGAGUCAAUUGCCAAUGGCCAGUGAUUUAUUUAUUUUUUAAUUCCACUAUAGUUAACAUACAGUGUUAUUAGUUUCAGGGGUACAAUUCAGCGAUUCAUCAAUUCUUUACAUUAUUCAGUGCUCAUAAGAAGUAUGCUCUUAAUCCCCUUCCCCUAUUUCAUCCC